Ostrea edulis (European flat oyster) is the source of this 1354-nucleotide messenger RNA. RefSeq lists its product as uncharacterized. The transcript has 8 exons. NCBI's taxonomy places the organism in Eukaryota, Metazoa, Mollusca, Bivalvia, Ostreida, Ostreidae. Bases 136 to 699 code for a protein of 187 amino acids. The record is from RefSeq and is a predicted model, not a curated record.
UUUAAAAGACUGUGUUUACAUCCAACUGUAUAUCAUCAUCAUGGUCAUUUGACUUAUUUGAUAUUUGUUGUUUAUUGUGAUACACACUUGAUCAAUGAUGACUUUCAGCAAGUGGGAUUAUCCUGGGGAUCUGAGAUGUAUCUAUCACAAGGAAGAUUUAAUGCAGGGGGUACUGCUAUACUGCAUAAUAUUCUGCAGUCGCUCCCUACAAGAUGGCUACGUAUCGUUGUGAGUGAAAUGGAGAAUGACUUGAACACAGAGAAACGGACUUUGGCACAACUUGGUAACAUUCCAGAACCAAUCGGAGAGGACAUGAAACUGGACCCUUCGUUCAUGAAAGAGUUGGACUUUCUCUCCGGGGUCAUUAUUGGAUUUGAUGUAAAUAACAACAUUAUUGAAGAUUUUUUAGAUCCAUCGACACAUUUUCUGAAGAAUUGCUUUGGAGGGAAUAGUUUUGACUUGAUAGACGAUCCUGUGUAUCUGAAUUCUGUCGUCAACGAUGUUCUCGAUUGUGCAGUCAUAGGCGUGGAUCUGUUGAUGGAUUUGGUGGACAUUGCUCCCGUGAGAGAUACGGAUCUCAGGUCAGAACUAAUCAGAAGAAUGCAGCUGAUGGGAGAAAUUGCUUAUGAAAUACAAGCGCUGACUGAACUUCUGAACGAACUCAAACGAAACGUAGAAGAUGAUUGUAUUGAUCAGUGAAUUGAAAGCCCUCUCUGUCCGUCCCUGACCUUGACGGAACUGACGUAGGAUCUAUGAUGACCAUUACGCUACGGAGACUUCCUGUAGUGACAUAUCCGUUCUUCUUUCUAAUUUAAUUCAUUUAUCUCUGUCUAUCUUAUAUUUAUCUCUUUAUAUCUUGUAUUUAUUUCUGUAUAUCUUAUAUUCAUCUCUAUAUCUUCUAUUUAUCUUUAUAUCUUGUAUUUAUCUCUCUAUAUCUUAGAUUUAUCUCUAUAUCUUGUAUUAAUUUAUGUAUAUAUUGUAUUUAUCUCUUUAUAUCUUAUAUUUAUCUAUGUAUAUUUUGUAUUUAUCUCCUUAUAUCUUAUAUUUAUUUCGGUAUGUCAUGCAUCAAUCUUUGUAUCUUAUAUUUAUCUCUAUAUCUCAUAUUUAUCUCUGUGUAUCUUAUAUUUAUCUAUGUGUAUCUUAUAUUUAUCUCUGUAGAUCUUCUAUUUAUUUCUAUAUCUUGUAUUUAUCUUCUAUUUAUCUCUAUAUCCUGUAUUUAUCUUUAAAUCUUGUAUUUACCUCUAUAUAUAUUGUCUUUAUCUCUGCAUAUCUUGUGUACAAUAUUUUAUCUGUCAUCAUACUAAUUACGUAUGUAUAUUGUUUUCUUUCUGUACGAAUACAUUUCCGUGUAAAA